AAGAUAAUUCAAGCCCUAUUCUGUAGAUUACUCAGGAAUUCGUUGUAUUCAUAGAGGGGAAUGGCCACGAAGGAAGGAGAAAAUAAGGAGAUAGGAGAGACUUUUGAUGUAAUUAUUGGAUACAUUGAGGAUAUUCUCAUGGAACCCAAAUUCCAAGAAACGCAACAAUAUUUUUUGGAGAAAUAUUGGAGAGAGUUCGACUCAGUCGAGGAAAAUAAGUUGAUUUAUAUGAACAUCUUCGAUGAGUAUCAUAAAGCGAUUGAAUCGUAUAUUGAAGAAAGCCUGAAGAGAAUAAUUCCUGGUUUUUCUAUGGAUUCACUAGUGAAGCAACUCAGUGAUCGUAGUCCUGAAUUGGAUGGAGAAGUCUUUGAAGUUCUUGAAACAUUCACUGAUUUUUUGGCAUUCAAAGACAUGAUUUUGGACUACAGGGCGAUGAAAGAAGGUAAAGUCCAGGACCUCAGCAGUGGAAUUUCCAUCACCCCAAUGAGAUUUUCAGACUCAGACGAUAACGAAGGCUGAAAGGCUCGAAAAUCUUCACAAAACCAAAGACUCCGUCCAUUAAUUACACAU
Diachasmimorpha longicaudata is the source of this 570-nucleotide messenger RNA. Its product is annotated as ADP-ribosylation factor-like protein 2-binding protein. Gene Ontology annotation, cellular component: mitochondrial intermembrane space. Bases 61 to 519 code for a protein of 152 amino acids. NCBI's taxonomy places the organism in Eukaryota, Metazoa, Arthropoda, Insecta, Hymenoptera, Braconidae. Gene Ontology annotation, biological process: maintenance of protein location in nucleus; positive regulation of tyrosine phosphorylation of STAT protein. The record is from RefSeq and is a predicted model, not a curated record. The transcript is spliced from 5 exons.